AUGAAUAACACAACAUUCGCAGUUAACGUGGAAACGUCUAUUUGCUCUGAGUCAAGCUUUCACAUAACAAACAAUGCAAAUUGUUCUUCAAAUAAUGUGGAUUCUGGACCUCAAAUUCUGAUAAUAAAAAAAUCUUGGUUGGACUUCUUCCCAUUCCUAAUGUCAAUUCCGAGCAUGAAAGUGUUAAUAUGUUUACCAGAGUCUCGUUGUAUAACAAAAAUUCUGUCGAUUGGAUCAAAUUUUAACAACAAUUCUGGUUAUAAACGUGAACAAAAAAUAAAUUCGCCGAAAAGCAGCCCCACAACAUAUACUUUCAUGGAAAAAGAUGAGUAUAGAAAGUUAUGGAUUGUUAAA
Contarinia nasturtii (swede midge) is the source of this 354-nucleotide messenger RNA. RefSeq lists its product as uncharacterized. Lineage: Eukaryota; Metazoa; Arthropoda; Insecta; Diptera; Cecidomyiidae. The record is from RefSeq and is a predicted model, not a curated record. The transcript has 4 exons. The annotation marks the transcript as partial.